Messenger RNA from Haliotis rufescens (red abalone), 1695 nucleotides. Its product is annotated as multiple epidermal growth factor-like domains protein 10. NCBI's taxonomy places the organism in Eukaryota, Metazoa, Mollusca, Gastropoda, Lepetellida, Haliotidae. Bases 1 to 756 code for a protein of 251 amino acids. Gene Ontology annotation, molecular function: scavenger receptor activity. The transcript is spliced from 6 exons. The record is from RefSeq and is a predicted model, not a curated record.
AUGGGAGCAUGCACCUGUGGGUUUUAUGGAACCAACUGUGGCCAACGUUGUGCUGCUCGUCACUACAAGAUCAGCUCCAGCUGUGAUGUACAAGGACACUGUGUUGGUGGUUGUGAGGCUGGGUAUCAUGGACAAGACUGUACUCAAGACUGUCCAGCUGGCUUUUAUGGAAGCAACUGCUUUCUGAGAUGCACUGAUAGACAUUGUCAAAGUUCAUCCUGUCUUGGUGAUGGAGCAUGCGGAAUUCAAUGUGAUGCGGGAUGGACACUGCACGACUGCACACAAGAGUGUCCCAAUGGCACAUAUGGCAUCAAAUGUAACUCCGCCUGUGGCCACUGUGCUGAUACCAACACAUGUCAUCACGUCACUGGAGCCUGUCCAGGUGGAUGUCAGGCAGGGUGGCAACUGGACCUGUGUCACACAGAAUUACAGAUGGGUUCAGUAAUCACUCCUACAACAGCUGGUAUAAUCGGCUUAGCUGCUGGAAUAUGUAUCAUGCUGAUUCUGGGAGUUGGACUGCACGUGUGCCUUGUGAGACAAGAGAGGUUUCAGUGGAUAAACGCUUCUCAGAAGGAUGUGGUGAAAGUCGUGGACACACAAGAGCCAGUGGACAGGAACACUGCACAGCAAUCAGACAACUACACAUCUCUAUCCGAGCAGGCUGGUGGUCCCAACAUCUACAACAAUGACUAUGAUGCAGUGGAUGUCGAGGCUAAGGAGAACAGUGACUACGACGUCAUUAAGAACAAGGCUUAAAACGAUUUGUAGAGCGUAGGUUGUAGUGAAAGAUCACCUUACCACCAAAACACAGUUUCAACGCAUGGGAGCGACCGUACCCCAUUCAUGACAACAAUGUGUUAAACCCAUUUGUGUUUCAAAUUUUAGUUACAAUCGUUAGACUGGAAAAGUAAAACGCAUUCACUCGCUUACUGUUCUCCCUAGGUACAUGUGCUACUUUUCAUGCCCAGUUGAUUGGGUUUUAUUAUCAUGCGUAUAUUCAAUAUACUGUGAUUUUUAGGGGCAUUUGACACGUGAGCUUAUGUCAUGGUCAAAUGACCCGUCAUGCUUCGUUUUCGUCGUUAGUGUUAUCGGCACUGUAGGUUUCUGCAUACUAGUAUAUGUUUCACUGCUAUUUUGUAAAUAUUCACUUUGGCCUUGGCUUGCUAAUGUGAGCAUUCCUUAACUCGUAACACGUAACAUUAUUUGGGAUCGGGGAAUCACGGUCAUCCUAAAAGUUCUUGGGAAUUUGUGUACUUUCAGGUGUGUGCUCCUGAGACUUGCUUCUAACAAUAGUCUAAUGGAUAAGAUCAACGUCACUACUGAGGUCAUAGCAGGGUCGAAAUAAUAAAAGAUAUAUGUGGGUCCUUUGGAUGCACUGACUCCGUGACUAGAUACUGUCAUGCAGUAUUAUACGUUACAUUAAGCAUUACAGAAAGAGUACUUGUUUCAUACUUGCCCAUUGGUCAUUACAGAAAGGAAAUGCUCACGUCAACUCGUGUUCAGUAUUUCUCUUUGUUGAGACAGUAUAUUCUUUUGCCUGCAUGAGAAUUUGAAAGCAGAGCUAGAUUCGCUUUCAAAACGUUUUAUGGCAUACAUGUGGAGACUAUUUUUUAAUUCUAAAGGAUUAUAUCCUUUGCAAUUCCAUCUUUUGACUUGUACCAUAUGCUUUGGGGAACAAUUGACUUUUUUUGUAUU